AUGGACACCGAAUUCAGCGAAAUCAUCUCAUCCCCGCUCUUUACCUUCAUCGUUGGCAAGGCAAAGAAAGAAAUCACGGUGCAUUCCGAGGCCCUGGCCAGCCUGUCACCCACCCUUGACAAACUGAUCAAUGGCGAGAUGAUUGAGGCCAAAACUGGUCGGGUUGACUGGACGGAGGUAACCGAGGAAGCUACGUUCCUGCGGCCGUGCGAAUAUGCUUAUGUACGCGACUAUGCCCCACCGCCGUGUUCGCACCGAGAGAUAGAGCCUCCGAGCGUUCCAGUAUCGAAGUCGCCUGAAGAUCCGAAUGCUCUUGGAUGUGCCAGCAGCGGAGGAGUACGCAGUCGAGCCUGCACCCGAGCCAGUGGAGCCCGCUUAUG
This is a messenger RNA of Aspergillus uvarum CBS 121591, 380 nucleotides long. RefSeq lists its product as uncharacterized. The annotation marks the transcript as partial. The transcript is spliced from 2 exons. Lineage: Eukaryota; Fungi; Ascomycota; Eurotiomycetes; Eurotiales; Aspergillaceae. The record is from RefSeq and is a predicted model, not a curated record.